Molecule: messenger RNA, 943 nt
Organism: Leucoraja erinaceus (little skate)
Lineage: Eukaryota; Metazoa; Chordata; Chondrichthyes; Rajiformes; Rajidae
Gene: pop5
Product: POP5 homolog, ribonuclease P/MRP subunit
Exons: 5
Coding region: 130-636 (168 amino acids)
Biological process (GO): tRNA 5'-leader removal
Cellular component (GO): ribonuclease P complex
Molecular function (GO): ribonuclease P RNA binding
Source: RefSeq, a predicted model, not a curated record
GUCCCGUCCCCGCCGCAAGUCCAUUGGCGCAGAGACCCAAGGCGGGGCUGAGACGGUCGUUAUGAUUGGUCGUCUGCGCUGUCGGUCAGCGAGGGUGGUCGCGGCGAGGGUGGAGCGAGGGAGCGAGGAAUGGUCCGCUUCAAGUCCAGGUACCUUCUGUGCGAGAUAGUGUUUGAGAAACCACAAUAUCGGCAGCAUAUCGAUGUCGGAAGCGUCAAUCGAAAUGUCAGGAAUGCAAUCAGUCAAAUGCAUGGUGACUUUGGGAUCGGCUGUUGCUCUUUACGUUUAGAAGUCACAUACCUAAAUGCCUACACAGGGAUCGUCUUAAUAAGGUGCCAAAAAGACUUCUACAGGAUUCUAUCUACAACGCUGCUGUUCAUCACCUUCCUUGAAACCAAGAACCAAAAGUUCCCAUGCUUUUUCAACACUUUACACGUGGCAGGUACAAUUCGAAGCUGCCAGAAGUUCCUGAUCCAGUAUAACCGCAGGCAAUUGGUACUGCUGCUGAGGGACUGCAAAACCAAAAAGGAGAGAGAAUCUGUUCAAAUGUCUCUUCUGCAGUGCUCACUAAAAGUAUGGAAUGAAGAUCAAUCGUAUCAUGGAUAUGAAGAGAUGGAAGGAGCAGACACUGAUUAAAUGGGUUUUGAAAUCCUAUCACUGGGUAAAAAUGAAGAACUGCAUUGAGGGAAUGCUUGCGUGCAGAUCCCCUGCAUGAUCAAGGUGUACGGCUAUGUUGCCAGCCGAACCAAUGAACACUGAUGUUUUAUGAAUGGUUUGAAAAGCAGCUUCCCAACUUUGCUAUCAUGCCAUCUCAUGAAUUAGUCAAUGUAAGUGCUAAAUGCUGCAUUAGCUAAACGGGACAAACAAUUCUUCAGCGAGUUCAGCACUCAGCAAUAUUUUUGCGAUGUAAAUUGACGUCAAUAAACAGUAUUACAUACAUGUU